Erigeron canadensis is the source of this 953-nucleotide messenger RNA. RefSeq names its product acetyltransferase NSI. Bases 72 to 758 code for a protein of 228 amino acids. NCBI's taxonomy places the organism in Eukaryota, Viridiplantae, Streptophyta, Magnoliopsida, Asterales, Asteraceae. The record is from RefSeq and is a predicted model, not a curated record. Gene Ontology annotation, cellular component: endoplasmic reticulum-Golgi intermediate compartment; endoplasmic reticulum; Golgi apparatus. Gene Ontology annotation, biological process: UDP-N-acetylglucosamine biosynthetic process. Gene Ontology annotation, molecular function: monosaccharide binding; glucosamine 6-phosphate N-acetyltransferase activity. The transcript has 4 exons.
UUAUCUUCAUUUCCAAACGGACAUUUCAAUGACCGUCCCAAAACCAUUAUCUUCAAAAGAAAAAAAAAUAUAUGGCAGCGGUGUUGCUGAGAUUCCAAACACAACUGCCGGCAAAAAUAUACAACACCCAAAAACCACCAAUCCGUCAUAACAAAAGACGGCCACCAACGCCGCCGAUACAUAUAUCUACAAAUAUAUCAGACAUAAAUACAACAUCGUUACGUGAUCUUUAUACUUCAUGUAAUCAUUCAUGUCACAGGUUUCCUAAUUUGUUGUCUGAUGGACGAGUGGAGCCUGUUGACGUUGACAAACUUCGAGUUGCUGUUGAAAAUAGUUCGGUCGUCGUGUCUGUUUUUGCCAGACCGGAAAUUGCGGGGAAUUUGAAGAGUGGCGGUGGUGAAUGGUAUAAGAAAAUGAUUCCGCUGAAUGCGGGAAGUGGCGAGUUGGUUGGGUUUGGUCGAGCUGUUUCUGAUCAUGGUUUAACUGCUUCUAUUUAUGACCUCAUGGUAGUACCUUCGUUACAACGUCGAGGAAUAGGACGUAUCAUUCUUCAAAGGAUUAUAAGGUUGCUGACGAAUAAAGGCAUAUAUGACAUAGCAGCUCUUUGUUCUAAUCAAGAAAUGGGCUUCUUCAAGGCAUGUGGAUUUGGAGAUGAUAUACUUGGAUCUACAACAAUGAUGUAUACCAGAAGUGGCAAUGAUAUGGUUAAAAGUGCUGGUAGGAAAUUACUAUCCAUUCCACCUCUCAGAAAACAUUGAUAUCAUUCAAUCCAAACGGUAACUGUUUGUAUUAUUGUAUGAUUAAGUAUAGCAUAAAAUAGCAUUUAUAAUUCUAAUCGUGAGGAACUAGAGUAUAAUGUUAUAUCUAGCUUUACAUGAGACCGAUACGAAGUUAUAGAUGAGACUUUUGUAUAUGUGCAGAUAUAUUCUUUCAACAAAAACUCUCCAUACAAA